Molecule: messenger RNA, 4151 nt
Organism: Homarus americanus (American lobster)
Lineage: Eukaryota; Metazoa; Arthropoda; Malacostraca; Decapoda; Nephropidae
Gene: Invadolysin
Product: leishmanolysin-like peptidase
Biological process (GO): proteolysis; cell adhesion
Cellular component (GO): cytoplasm; membrane
Molecular function (GO): metalloendopeptidase activity
Source: RefSeq, a predicted model, not a curated record
AACCAUGAGUGGAAGGGUGUGGUUAUCGUGUGUGGGCGGUGGUCCCUAUGUGUUAAUUAUACUUAUAACAAUAGCAUCUGCGGAGCAUAUAUGUAACCAUGUUCAUCCAAAACCAGAUGAGGUAACGUUGGGGGUUCACCUGGAGGCAGAGCACGUGGUGAGGAAGAGGAGUGUGGACCAGCCUCUUCGGAUCUCACUCUAUUAUGACGAGUCUGUGUACGGAUUAUCGCGGGAAAAAUACGACCUUAUUCACGAGAAUGUGAUGCCCUCAGCUGUGACGUACUGGCAGCAGGCACUGAUGGUGAGACGCACGGAGAGUGUCAUCAGGCUCAACAGGAGGUGUGAGAAGAACCAGGUGUUUCUGAUCAAGGGAGAGCCACACCCCUUCUGCAAGAGUAGGUGUGAGCCAGUCACCAUGUGCGGCGAGGUCCAGGUGCCCGAGGAACACCUUCACGCUUGUCGUGUGUGUAACACUCUGGGUCAGAACUGCCGGGAGGUGAACAAGGAGGUGGGUGAAGGAAUCCCGGGAGACUUUGUGUUCUACAUCUCUGCUCUGGAGACUGAGCGGUGUAAGAGAGGCUACACAGUGGCUUAUGCUGCCCACUGUCAGCAGGAGGCCGCCCUGGACAGGCCGAUCGCUGGUCACGCCAACCUGUGUCCUGGGGCCAUCAGCACCAAGGUUCAGGAGCUGGAGACUCUCAUAUCAACCGUGAAACACGAGAUCCUUCAUGCCCUGGGGUUCUCUAUCUCCCUCUACGCCUUUUACCGAGAUGAUGAUGGUAAUCCUCUCACUAACAGAACGGAGAAUGGCAAACCUGUAUUGAAUGAAGUGUUACAAGCAAGACAAUGGAGUGACCGAGUCAUCAAGCGUGUGGUGAGACCCAAGUGGGCAGUUAGAGGUGGAGUUACGUUAAAAGAAGUUAAUAUGGUUGUGACGCCAAGAGUGAGGGAAGAGGUGCGGAAUCAUUUCAACUGUCCUGACCUAGAAGGCGCCGAGCUGGAGGACCAGGGUCACGAAGGCACUGCUCUCACUCACUGGGAGAAGCGAGUCUUUGAAAAUGAAGCCAUGACUGGCACACACACACAAAACCCAGCUUACUCGAGGAUCACGCUGGCACUAAUGGAAGACACGGGAUGGUACCGAGCCAACUACCACCUUGCUCAGCCUCUCAAGUGGGGGCAUCACCUGGGUUGUACCUUUGCCAUGAAAAGUUGUAAGGAAUAUAUGGAAGAACAGUCUAAAAAGGGUAAAAGUAUUCAUCCAUUCUGCAACAAGGUCAAGAGAGAUCCGCUAGAAACUGACUGUACGGAAGACCGAAGCUCAGUUGCUCUCUGUAACUUGAUAGAACAUAAAAAUCAGCUGCCCUUACAUUACCAGAACUUUGGGGUCAUUCCCCACGUGUCGUCACACAGGGUCGGCCACUACGGGGGGUCUGUAGCUCUGGCCGACUACUGCCCCUACAUUCAGGAGUUUACGUGGAAGAAUCAGGACAUCAUCAUCCGUGGUUCUCACUGCCAGUACGAGGAGAAUAAUCCAGAUUCAGAAAAGAACUUUGCACUGGAGUCAUACACAGAAGAUAGCAAAUGUUUUAACCAGCAGCGAAUUUGGACCGAGCGUACUUGCUAUCAUCUUCGACAGUGGCAACACUGGGGUUCGGGCUGUUACCAGUAUAUGUGUGUUGACGGUAGAUUGCACAUUAUUGUUGCAAAUCAUACAUAUACUUGCUAUCAUGCUAAUCAGGUGAUAAACAUUUCUAUCUUCCAAAAUGAUUGGCUACACGAGGGGGCCAUCGUGUGUCCAUCGUGUGAGGAGAUCUGUAAGCAAAGUGAUAUGGUAUGCAAGAGAGGCACAGAACCACCGUCCUCUGCUGAGUAUUACAGAGAUCAACUAGUGUGUCGAGGGUGUCAUCUGUCUGCCCUCCAGUCACUCCUCCUCUCUGUUGUUGUGUGUCAGGCCAUCCAAACACUCAUGUAUUACCCAGGGUUACUCUGACCCUAGGUGACGUAGUCCAAUUUAUAAUUCUCACUCUCAUUGAUAAAAAUCUGGCCACUUCAUAUAGAAAGUCCACAAAUUGCAUGAGAAUUUUCCAGUUCUUUGUGAUUUUUCCUGGAAAUCUUUUAGUGGUUCAUAACGUUUUAUAUAUUUUGAUAAUGAAUCAUUCCCAUUAGCCCGUGAAGACUGUUGCCGGGUGAUCUACCAGAAACCUUGUGUUGACAGUUAACUUCUGUAAUGCAAAAACAAAAUAGAAUCGUUAUAUACAGGUCAAGGUAACAACUGUGAGUAAAGCAACAAGAAGAUACUUGUAUGAAACAUGUGAUCUACUUGAGAGGCAGCUGGUGGUUGGGGUGUUAGUGUUGUCAUCACUACACGUGGCAACUGAUACACCUUCAAGUGUAGAUAUCAUUUACUUGGUCUAAUGAGGUGUAGUCCAUUAUAUCUACCACAUGAACUUGGUAAUAGAGUACUGUACAGUUAAUAGAUAGGAAGAUAGAUGAUUAGAAAUUAAAGAAGUUUAUUUGAAAAAUCUUCUGUUUAUUAGAAAAUCUGUUAACCAUACAAGUUAUCCACCGGGUAAAGUAUUGCUUACCAUCACUUAAAAACAAUAUAUGCACAUGUAGGCUCGUUUACAGUAGCAUAUUGAUAAUUUGCUCGAGAUAGUAGUAGCAUAUAUAGACUUAUACAGUACUCUAGUUUCAGUUGAUCAUAAGAUAUAUUUCAUCAGUAGUGACUUGAAGAAUCCAGAAAACAGAUAUUAAACAUUGUCCAGAAGAUAGUGAUACAGAUGUGUUAUAUUGUGUGCAUGUGUCAGUUGUGUUUCAUUUCUUUCACAAAACAAUUGAAUGUUUUGUUCCAUACAUUCCCAUUGUUAUGUUACAUAUCUUCAUCAUUCCAAACCAUAUACUGUUUAAAAAUGCUUUGUCAAGGUGGCACCAGGAAUUUGUAGCUUAGCUUUAUGGAAUUACUGAUAUACUGUAUUAUAUUUUAGCUGCUGAUAUCUUGGGAUUUUGCCAAACUGGCAAAAUCCCAAGGUAUCAGUUUUUAGUGUUAUCAAUUAUUUAUUUAUUUUAAAAAAUAAUUAGAAAUUUUAACUGCCAUUUUUAAGGAAUAUACUGUACUGAUAUUGACAAUAGUGUCAAAAGUGUAUAAUUUUAGAAGUGAGAAGUACAGUGAAAGAUUCUUAACUGUUCACUGAAUGUACUGUCUAUAGCUGAGGCUGAGCAGUGUCAUGGUUGUAGAGGUGUGUGGUACUGCUGGUGCCUGUUAUGCCCAUAACUGAAAAUGGUGCCUUCUGUGAUAACACAUGGAUGUGAAGGAAUACCACAAACUGAGUAAGUUAUAGACAGAAAUUAUAUUAUAGUGAAGGGAAAUAGUUAUUGAAAAUGCAUGUACUGUAUAAACCAAGACUCGUCAUCCCACUUAUGAAGUGUGCGUGUGUGCAAGUGAAGUGCUCAAGUAUGGAGGAAUUCUUGUUGUUUAAUACACUAUAUUUGUGUGUGCUUAAAGAUAUUGUUGCUAGUCAAGCCAUAGAGAUAUUGUUUUAUUUUUAUGAUGGAUUUUCAGAGUUUACCUGAAAUUCCUUAGUGCCUCGUGUGUCAGCGGACCAAGACUACGCUCUACUACAAGUCGGUUAUGAGAGAAGACCUGUCUUGUCUGUUGUGUGUGGUAGGAUGGUUACACUUAAGAUCCUGCUGCACAAUAAUGUUAAUAUAGAAAAAAUAAUGAGCCCAUAUUAUUCCAUAUAGACGAGUACUUUAUAAGAAUUCCUUAUUUUGUUAUGCCUGACUUUAAUUUAUUAAGAUUAUAUACAGUAGUGUGGUGUUAUGUACGGCAGUGGCUUCACCUUAUAACCUGCCCCUGUGACAUGACACAUCGGUCUGGGCUUAUUUGAUGGUAGAAUAUUAAUGGUUGUUUAAACUGUAGUGUACCUUAUUUUUUUAUUUUUUUACAUUUCAGUUUUGUUUAUCUUAUUUAUCAUGGAAUUAUUAAUUACAUUAGAGGUCGGAUGAUUUGGAUAGAUGUCUGUGAUACUGUAUGUAUUUUUACCCAAUUUAUCCAACCAGGAGGGAACUCGUAACAGUGGUUUUAAAUUAGACAAAUUUAGAUUUCGGCGCGAAAUAGGUAAACAUUGGUUUGGAAAUAGAGUAGUGGA